Molecule: messenger RNA, 777 nt
Organism: Camellia sinensis
Lineage: Eukaryota; Viridiplantae; Streptophyta; Magnoliopsida; Ericales; Theaceae
Source: RefSeq, a predicted model, not a curated record
AUGGUAGACACAGAUUAUAAGAAAGCUCGAAAAUUUGAAGGAGGCUUGACUUUGGAAGUGUUUGAUAGGGUCGGUGUAUUAAAACUUCUUAAAUAUGUGGAUGUGCUUGAUAGAGCUUUAAAUGCUGAAGCUAAUUUAGCUGCAAUGAAACAAAUAAAAGCUCUAACAACUAAAUGUAAAGGCAAAAGAUUUGGGUUUAAUUCCAGAAAAGGAGCUUGCUUCCGGUGCGGCAAGAUUGGCCACAUGAUGAAAGAUUUCCCACUCACAGUUGACAAUGUCAAUCAUCCUACGGCAAGUUCAACUGGAUCCACUCCUACACCAAGAACUAAUACUAGAGCUAACACCGGUGAGGAAAGUUUGAGACAAGGUCGAGUUUUUGAUCUUGUGCCUGGAGACGUCCAAAAUACCAACUCUAUGGUGUUAGGUAUACUUCUUAUUUGUGCUCAAAAAGCAUGUGUCUUAAUAGACUCUGGAUCUACCCAUUCAUUUGUGUCACAUGUUUUUUCUCAGAAAUUGACUAGACCCUUGGAAACUAUGAACUACUUGUUAUCGGUAUCUACACCAUCUGGGGAUUCUAUGGUAUGUGCUUAUGUGUAUCCUGCAUGUGAUGUUAUAAUUAGAGAAGCACUUUUAUAUGUUGAUUUGCUGCCAUUAGAUAUAGAUCAUUUUGACUGCAUAUUGGGUAUGGAUUAUUUGACAAAAUAUCACCCUACCAUUGAUUGUGUUGCUAAAUCAGUUGUGUUCCGACCACCAGGGUACCUAAAUUUGUGUUUGUAG